Molecule: messenger RNA, 3083 nt
Organism: Artibeus jamaicensis (Jamaican fruit-eating bat)
Lineage: Eukaryota; Metazoa; Chordata; Mammalia; Chiroptera; Phyllostomidae
Gene: EPB42
Product: erythrocyte membrane protein band 4.2
Exons: 13
Coding region: 181-2256 (691 amino acids)
Biological process (GO): peptide cross-linking
Molecular function (GO): protein-glutamine gamma-glutamyltransferase activity
Source: RefSeq, a predicted model, not a curated record
GCAACUUGUCGGGGAGCUCACAAAAGAAGAGGAAGGAACUUCCACUAUUUAUAGAUUCUUAAGCUAACAAAAUUACCUUCAUCAAUUUCUAUCAGGAAGACAGAUUCAGAGAGGGAGCCCUGAGCUACAGUUCAAGACAGGCACUUCCAGUGGGCUCCUGGAUAAGAGCAACCCACAGCCAUGGGACAGGCCCUGGGGAUCAAGAGCUGUGACUUCCAGGCAGCAAAAAACAAUGAGGAGCACCAUACCAAUGACAUCAGCUCCAGGCGCCUUGUUGUGAGGAGGGGACAGCCCUUCACCAUCACACUGCACUUCCAGGCUCCAGUCCAUGCAUUUCUGCCUGCCCUGAAGAAGGUGGCCCUCAUCGCACAAACUGGAGAGCAGCCUUCCAAGGCCAAGAUGACCCAAGCCACAUUCCCAAUUUCCAGUCUGGGGGACCAGAAGUGGUGGAGUGCAGAGGUGAAGGAGAGAGAUGCCCAGUCCUGGACCAUCUCUGUGACCACUCCCUCCGAUGCUGUCAUUGGCCACUACGCACUCCUAUUGCAGGUCUUAAACAGGAAGCCACGCCUCCUGGGCCAGUUCACCCUGCUCUUUAACCCCUGGGUUCGAGAGGAUGCUGUGUUCCUGGAGAAUGAGGCGCAACGCUGGGAGUACUUGUUGAACCAGAAUGGCCUCAUCUACCUGGGUACAGCUGACUGCAUCCAGGAAGAGCCUUGGGACUUUGGCCAGUUCGAGGGGGAUGUCUUGGACCUCAGCCUGGACCUGCUGAGUGUGGACAAGCAGGUGGAGAAGUGGGGCAACCCUGUGCAUGUGGCCCGCAUUUUGGGAACCUUGCUGCACAACCUUAAGGAGAAGCGCGUCCUGCUCACCCCACAGCCCCAGGCUGCCCAGGAAGGGGCCUUGCUGAACAAGCGCCGGGGCAGUGUGCCCAUUCUGCGGCAGUGGCUCACAGGCCGAGGGCGACCUGUGUAUGAUGGUCAGGCCUGGGUGCUGGCUGCUGUUGCUUGCACAGUGCUGCGGUGCCUAGGGAUCCCUGCCCGAGUUGUUACCACAUUCGGUUCAGCCCAGGCCACCGGAGGAGGCCUGUUCGUGGAGGAGUACUACGAUGAGGAGGGGCUUCAGAAUGGACAAGGCCAGAGAGGCAAAAUCUGGAUCUUCCAGACUUCCACGGAGUGCUGGAUGACGCGGCCUGCUUUGCCCCAGGGUUAUGGUGGAUGGCAGAUUCUGUACCCAAGUGCUUCUGAGGGAGGUGGAGCCCUGAAGGCCUGUGAUCUGGUCCCUGUCAGAGCAGUCAAGGAGGGGACACUGGGCCUGACCCCUGCAGUGGCAGACCUUUUUGCCACAGUAAACGCCUCGUGUGUGGUCUGGAAGUGCUGCGAGGACAGGACACUGGAGCUGACCAACUCCAACACUAAGUAUGUUGGCAACAACAUCAGCACCAAAGGUGUGGGCGGUGACCGCUGCGAGGACAUCACUCGGAACUACAAGUACCCUGAAGGAUCUCUUCAAGAAAAAGAGGUGCUGGAGAGAGUCCAGAACAAGAAACUGGAACAUGGGGGAGACGAUGGCAACCGUCCUCCCAGUCCUGAGACUGCCGAUCCUCUGUACUUGUUCUUGGAAGCACCCACCUCCCUCCCCCUGGGAGGGGAUGCCCAGCUCUCUGUGACCUUGAUUAACCCCAGUGACCAGGAGAAGAGUGUGCAGCUGGCGAUUGGGGUGCAGGCCGUGUACUACAACGGCGUCCUUGCUGCUGAGCUCUGGAGGAAGAAGAUGUUUCUUGAGCUCAGUGGCAACCUAGUGAAGAAAAUCACCACCAGCCUGUCCUACUCCUAUUUUGAGCAAAGCCCACCUGAGAACAGCUUCCUCAGACUUACUGCUUUGGCAACAUACUCGGAGUUGAGCCUCAGCUGCUUUGCUCAGGAAGACAUCGCCAUUUGUAGACCACGCCUUGCCAUUGAGAUGCCAGAGGUGGCAGAGCAGUAUCAACCUCUUACAGCCUCAGUCAGCAUCCAUAACUCUCUAGUUGCUUCGAUGAAGGACUGUGUGAUCUCCAUCCUUGGAAGGGGGCUCAUUCACAGAGAGAGGACCUACAAAUUAGGUCCCAUACGGCCUGGAGACACCUUGUGCACCCAAUUCCGGUUCACGCCAAUGAAGGUGGGGCUCCAGCGGCUCACUGUGGAAAUGGACUGCAACAUGUUCCAGAACUUAACCAACUACAGAAGUGUCACUGUGGUAGCCCCUGAACCUGCAGCUUAAACGACCAGCUCCAGCAUCGCGUGCCCCAACCACCCCCUUGUAUCUAUGAUCUGAACUAAAUGUGCUGGGAGGGAACAUCCAUUCGGGCCGAGCAGAAGAGUGACCAAGAACAGAAUUAGAUUCUCAGAAAUCAAUAGUAAAGAUACUCAUCUCUGUCACUCCAGCUUAAGGCAGCCACGAAGACUAGCUGUCUUAGAACGGAAACUACUGGGCUUGAGUGAUAAAAGGAAACUUUUAAAAAGGCACUCACAUAAGUACAUUCAGAUUUUCCUGGUUCAGUGUUUUCAUAACCAUUUUAGUGCUAAUGCAUUCAUUAACUUAUAAAGAACCUGACAUUUAAAUCACUCAUAUUUCUGAUGAAGUGGGGCAAUAUUAACUAAAAAUUGAGUUUUUAGGUAAUCCUAAGAUUACAUUGAUCAAUGCUAUCCCUGACCAUUACCCUUAACUUUUCAAAGAUAACUGAACAAACUUAUAAAAUAAAAAACAUAGGGCCUGAGAAGGGUCUUCUAGAUUCAGCUAUAGAUAAGUUUCUGUGAGAGCUCUGUAUGAAGUAUCCGACAAUUAAAGUCUGAUGUUAGUAGCAUGAAUUUGGUCUACUAGGGAAAUAUGAAAAUUAUUAAGUAUAUAGGGAAUAGGCCCUAAAAGAAAGAAUAAAAGAACUGGACUCCUUUUGAACAAAGUUAUGAUUUUUUUCAUUUACAUUAUUUUGUUGCUUCAACACUUAGUUUUAGUUCUUCUCCUUUAUAAUAUUUGUUAGAAAUCCAGAAUGGCACUUUAUCAAGGUAAAUCAAAACUCUUAAGAAUUUCAACCCCAAGGACACACUAGU